AUGACGCUGAAGCACGCACUGCUAGCGACCCAACGACAGCAUUGGCUUCAGAAGAGCCAAAAUCCUGAACCGUCCAAGCCCUCCGGCCCCGAGUCCGUGUGGUCUGGACUCACCGAUGACGAAGCGAGCGACCUCUCGAGGCGAGCUCUCCAGACCGUCUGCUUGUUUCGGUCAGUUGUCGGUGUGCAAAUGCCGGCCACAUUGAUAGAGGCGGAGCUCAAGCAGUGGUGGGAUGAUGUUGGCCAUGCGCUGCUCUUUCAGUCUGGCCCCGAGCUGCCCGCAGAGGAAGCUUCAGACGGCUCCGACGACGAGGGUCCCGACCCGCUGGUCCUUGACUCCGACCCUGCCAAGGUGACUAGUGCGACGCUGCAGGGUUUGGCUUUCGAAGCCCAGGUCAAGAAGGACAUCGAGUACAUGCAGAAGGGGGAGACACCUGGUCUUGAACCCGCUGCUACUGCGGACGAGCCCAUGGAGGCCUCUACUGAUCCUGCUUCAAGUGCCGCCGAUGUCGUCAUGGGCGAGCGGGGCCCUUUCCCGAACAAGAAGCCUCGAAGGGCGGCCAAGACUCUUGAGACCAUUCUGGAAAAGGCCGGCUUUGAGAAGUUCGAGCCACCCGAGGGUGACAAAGACAAGCUGGCCAUCAAGAGAUUGCAGCAGAUGGCAGGCGACAUUGUGAAGCUCGUCUUGACGAUCCGGGAAAGCGAGGGAUUCUUGUCAUCCGUCCAGCUGUCUGGCCAACGCAAGCCCGGCCAGAACAAGCACAAUGAUUUGCAGCACGAGCUCGCGAAGGCGCAGCAGGCUUACGGCUUGGUGGGCGCUGCAGAGCUGGAUCCCGCCGACACGUCCAUUGCAGAGCAGAUCACCGCCUUCAGGCCGAGUGUGACGCGAGAUGACUCCGGCCAGCGGCGCUACCAGGUGCUUGGGCUGCGUCUCCACCAGGUGGGAGAGACUCGGUUGGGCCUCGUCGAGCAAGUCUUCCGCGGAAGCAUCGGCCGCAAGAAGCGAGCAGGUGCAAAGCCUGCAGAGUCCAUGCUGCCAGCUCGGCAGUGUGUGCGACUUCACAUCUUGCUGCUGUCCAAACUGUCCAGCACGAGUUAUCAAGCAACGGCGUUGUCGGAGGCAUGGGUCGUCGAUCCAUUUGACGAGGAGGCUCCCCUGCUUUACCAAGUGCCAGCUGAAAUCGUGGAAGACGAGUGGCGAGUUCUCAUCCGCCUCAGUCCGCAAGCGGUCACCGCAGCCUUGAAGAUCCAGGGCCUCGACAUCCAGACGGGCAGCGAUGAGCACAAGCCAGACUCUGGACAGGUCUGGUACACCAUCAGCAGCUUUGCGCCCACAAAGUCUGGCAAGGACAACAUCGAGCGGUACAUGGACUGCUGUCGUCGGAUGUGGGAGAAGCUGAAAGGGCGGCCUAUGCUUGACAGCAGUGGUGUGCCGAUCUUCAUGGCCAAGGUCAAAAACCCGCCCACGUGGUCGCAGCUGCUUGCCCGAGUCUUCGCUUAUUUCGAUGCGACCAUCAGAGGCAAGAAAGCUGGAGAGAGCAAGGCCCCAUCGGUGAGUGCAGACGACUUCUCCAAGGCAGUUUACAGCAAGUUUCAGUUUGUGGCACCUGUGGAGGAAGCCGGCAGAUGGAUUGAGUUCCUGCACAGUGUUCAUUCCAUCUCGCCACAGGUGUUGCCGAGUGCGUAG
Messenger RNA from Symbiodinium sp. CCMP2592, 1686 nucleotides. Lineage: Eukaryota; Dinophyceae; Suessiales; Symbiodiniaceae. The record is from the annotation of a GenBank genome assembly.